GCUCCUUUGUAUUCUACCUGUGUUAACGACAUUGUUCAAGAUUAAGCACCGCCCCGCCUUAUUGUUUACUUAUAGGUACUUUUAUAAUGGAUCGUUUGCAUUCCACCUGUGUUUCGACAUCGGUUCGGCAAACCAAUUAAGCACGCUUUUGUAAUACGGUUACCAUUGACAUCACAAACAGAAAGUAAAUAGCUGCCUUUCAGCACAAAAUGGUAAUAGAAUUUUUGGAAUUUUUGUGGACAAAAGAGAAAGACAUGACGCAACGGCUCAGCUCUUACUAUGCUGAAGUUUUAUUUUUUUUAUUCAUGCCGUGGUUGAACAAAUAAUGUAAAAGUUACAUGAUAACCCACUUAAGCCGAGAAGAGAAAAUAAAACUCCACAAGGAUAGGUUGGUACGUUCACAAAAGCAGAAAUAACUAAAUAAAGCAUUUGAAACGUACCAACAGAGAGGUAUAUUGAACGGUUGUUUACAGUUGGACUGCGAACAGCACCUACAGCAGUAACCGCCUCAGCAGUGCACUGGUUUCAGCCACUUGGGUAUCUAUAACUGUGUCAUGUACUGCUCUUUGUUGCAAUAAAAAAAAACUUUAAUUCGCCUUGUUUGCCCUGUCGUCCUCUCUACCUGUCCCUGUAGUCAUGGCCUCCACGUUGCAAAUAUCUGGCUCAUCAUUUUCAGCAGGAGACUGGCUUAUCUCCUGCUCAGAUGCUCCAAAGAAAAAUGAAAACCGCCACAUAGUGGGUGAUAUGAAAGGUUUGAUUCAAUUUAAUACGUGACCCACUCUCAGCAGAAUGCUGGAUUUCAUCUAGCCGUAUGAUACAUGGAACAUUCCAAUGAAACACAGGAAUUUCAGUCGUUCACAUUUAAAUUUGCCGGGUGGGUGUGCCUUGAUGGCCCGAGCCGUUCUCUGCGAAGUGGCCCAUUCAUCGCCCACCAAUCCCAGCAGGGCUGGCGAGAGAGAGCAGACAUAAAUACUGCCAGCCAAAGGCAGCAGAACUCAGUGUUUGCCUGACUCUGACCAGCUUGCUGCUCUUUGUGGAUUCAUUUGCUGCCUUUUCCCGACCUUUCGACCCUACCAUUUUCUUUUAAGAUGGCUUCUCAAGCUGAGACGAGGCAAGAUGUGUUUUUCGUCUCACCGGGGCUCCCCUUUGUGGAAGCUUCCCGGAACAUUUUCACUCAAGAAUUCCCCAAUGCAGUUAACUCAUGAAACGUUGUCAUUCCCUUGCAGUUGCGACGAGCCCACCGUGGUGCACUGCCUCAAGUGCAACAAGGCCCAGCUGAACCUCUCUGUCCACCUCAGACGGGUGUGCAUGAGGGACAACACGGCAGAGGAAAGGGCGGCGGAGCUCCGCAGGAUGAAGUCCUCCAGCCGGAAGUUUGUCCGCCAGUCCAGGUGCUGGGACUACAACUUCCUCUGUCAGCUGAUGCCACACGAACCCAGCCGGCGAGCGAUGGUGAACGCGUUCGUGGAACGGGGCUUCUUGGUGGACAACCUGCCGCGUGCGGACCCAGGCGUUGCCACCGGCCCUCCCGCAGCAGCAGAAGCAGCAGCGGCGGCUCCUACCUCAGCGGCUGCUGUGGUCUCCCCGUCGUCGGCUCAUGCAGCAGGGCCGAGUGGUCCAACGCCGCAAAGGAACAUUCCAGCUGCGGCUGUCCGCAUGCGGAUGAAGGAGGCCGGUCUCGAGAAGAAGUUCCCCAGCGACGACCGGCUCCUUGUGGGCUUCAAGCAGCACUUGCUGGAUGACCUGAGGGUCACCAACGCUCAGCGAGAGGUCGACAACGUGUCCCGCCUCCUGCGCUACCUGCAGCCGACUGGGGACGUGGCCACUCUGGACUUCCUGGCCAAAAGCGCGGAGACCAGAGACUUCCUCGGCCGUCUAAUCAGCGCCGGGAUGAGUGCGGCGUCCACACUCACCUACAUGAGGAGCAUCCUCCGCUUUGUUGAACACCUGAGGAGUCGGUCGGAUCCGGGUGUUCCUGAUCUGGAGACCAAGUGCCGGGCCUACGCGGGGCAGGUGGAAGGUUUCCGACGGGUCGUGUCGAAGAGCCGGUCCAGCGACGUGCCCUCUGGAAGAUGCGUGCACUUCUUGGACCGCACGCGCGGCCUCGCGGAGUGCCAGGAGGUUUUGCGUGCCGGUGAAGCGGACUUCCUCCGGACGUUCCAGAAGUGCGUCUCCGGCGAGGGCGGCGAGGGGAUGUCCGAGAGCGAAAAGACUGGCUACAGGUACUACCUGGAAGCCGUCCUGGUGCUACGUCACUUCCAGAGCCCGGGAGCAGUGGAAGCAUUCACCGUUCGCCAGUGGCUAAGCAGGGAGCCGUGCGACAACGGCGCCGUGAUUGCCAUCUGCGAUCCCACUGCGGCCAUGGAGCUCUCCAGGUUUGCCAUCACCCGAGAGGAGGAGGCGGUAAGUCCUGGUGCCUGCCGAGUUUGCUUACCAAUCGCCGUGCAGCGCGAUGCAGAGUGCACGGUGCAGUCCCUUGCCGUCGAGUGA
Molecule: messenger RNA, 2490 nt
Organism: Pungitius pungitius (ninespine stickleback)
Lineage: Eukaryota; Metazoa; Chordata; Actinopteri; Perciformes; Gasterosteidae
Exons: 5
Coding region: 1117-2490 (457 amino acids)
Source: RefSeq, a predicted model, not a curated record